Messenger RNA from Lytechinus variegatus (green sea urchin), 8045 nucleotides. Its product is annotated as striatin-3-like. The transcript has 18 exons. The record is from RefSeq and is a predicted model, not a curated record. Gene Ontology annotation, molecular function: protein binding. Bases 71 to 2458 code for a protein of 795 amino acids. Lineage: Eukaryota; Metazoa; Echinodermata; Echinoidea; Temnopleuroida; Toxopneustidae.
UGGAAAAAGACUAGCGUGACAUCCAAUCAUCUCAACAAAAUGGCGACGUAGUAGUAAGAUAGGAUACAGAAUGGAUAGUGAAUCGGGACUGUCGCAAAACCACGUUAAUCAGAUGAAUUCUGGAACUUCUUCUGUAAAUAACAUCAGCGGUAAACAACAAGAUGAUCAUCCAAGACCCAACUACACAAUACCAGGAAUUUUACAUUUUAUACAACAUGAAUGGGCUCGUUUCGAAAUGGAACGCGCUCAGUGGGAAGUGGAACGAGCUGAACUUCAGGCUCGCAUUGCUUUCCUACAGGGAGAAAGAAAAGGACAAGAAAAUCUUAAACAUGACCUAGUAAGGAGGAUAAAAAUGCUUGAAUUUGCAUUGAAACAAGAAAGAAUGAAGUACCAGAAAUUAAAGUCAGGUUCAGAUAAAGAUGAAUUAAAGGCCCCAACAUUUGAUGGAGAGGAAGGUGGCCAGGAAGAAUCGGCACUAUCACCAAAUUCAAUCAAUUUUAGACAAAGUCGGCAGCUUCUCAGGCAAUAUUUGCAAGAAAUUGGCUACACAGAUACAAUCCUUGAUAUCAGAUCAAAUAGAGUACGGUCUUUAUUAGGUCUUGCUCCAAAUGAAAGAACUGGUCCUGGUCUUGAGACCAAUGGUCAAAUAGAACCAAUUGUUAAUGGUGAGAGUCCAGCCAAGCAAGGACGGCACAUUGAUCAGGGAACAACUAAGAGGCAACAUGAAAAGCCUCGAAUCCACCAAGCCUUGCCAGAGAAUGUCCUGGACAAGGUCCUGUCUACCUUUGACUUCCUCUCCGAUACCCUGGACGAUGAUGGAGAGGUGGAAGGAGAUGGGGAAGAAGGCAUCGCUGCCGAUGAUGAAAGCGACAUCAGAGAAUCAAGGGGGAAAACCGGCACAGUUGUCAAGAAGAAAAAGCAGGUGAUUGGUAAUGAAGGCAUGGCUGGGAUGGGUGGAGAUGAUGAUGAUCCCGAUACAGAAGAGGCUCUAGCAGAGUUUGAUUUCUUGGUUGCUGAACAGACGGAAGGUGCAGGAGAGGCAAGGACAGUAGAGGGACCUGAAUGGACUAUAGGUGCUGGCAAGAAAGGUGUGGAUCUAUCACCAACGAGUGGGGAAUGGGGAGUAGAUCAAGGCAUGCUGAACAAAUUGAAAGAAGAAUAUAAGAAAUCAAGAAGGAAUAUAGGCAUAGACAGGCGGCCUAAUAAAGCAGCAUUGCAAGCUAUGUUAGCCAACCUGGAUGAUGUGAAUCCUCCACCUAGUAACACACAAAGCAGUUCAAGACCAAGAGGAGCUGACCUUGAUAUCACAGAUGAAGCAGAUAUUGCAGCAGCACCUCGUCAAGGUAUUAUGGGAGCGGAUGAAGAAGCUAUGGAAACCCUCCGACUGGGAGAACUUGCAGGAUUGACUAUCACUAAUGAGGCUGAUGCACUCAGUUAUGAUAUAUCAGCGAAUAAGGAGACCUUCCGAAAGACAUGGAAUCCUAAGUUUACGUUACGAAGCCAUUUCGAUGGCGUACGCGCUUUAGUGUUUCAUCCUGAAGAGCAAGUCCUUAUCACAGGAUCGGAGGAUAAUACUCUUAAAUUAUGGAAUUUACAGAAGACAGUCCCAGCUAAAAAAGCUGCUUCUCUAGAUGUGGAACCUAUUUAUACAUUCAGAGGACAUGUAGGGGCUGUUCUAAGUUUGGCGGUUAGUAGUAACGGGGAACAGUGUUUCAGUGGUGGAAUGGAUUCCUCCAUCAGAUGUUGGAAUAUUCCUGGUUCAAAUAUUGAUCCAUAUGACUCAUAUGAUCCUUCAGUAAUGGCCGAUACCUAUGUAGGUCAUAGCAAUGCCGUAUGGGGUCUAUCAUACGACGGGACUAAAAACAGUUUGGUAUCAUGUUCGUCUGACGGUACUGUCAAGUUGUGGAGUCCGAGCAAGAAGUCGCCCCUUCUAACCACCAUCACAGCAGAUACAGCAUUUGGAUUGCCCACCUCAGUGGACUUUGUACGCUGUGACACGAGUCAGAUCACAGUGGGCUUUACAUCAGCUGAUGUUGCUGUGUUCGAUCUAGAGACUGCCAAGAAAGUCAUUACACUAGACAGCAGGUUACCCUCAGACAGCCCAACUAGUCAGGUUAACAGGGUAGCCAGUCAUCCAACUCUCCCAGUCACUAUCACUGCACAUGAAGACAGGCAUAUCAGAUUCUUUGAUAAUAAUAGUGGUAAAAUGGUUCACAGUAUGGUGGCCCAUCUGGAUGCAGUAACCUGCCUAGCUGUGGACCCUAAUGGACUCUACCUCUUGUCUGGAAGUCACGACUGCUCAAUCAGACUUUGGAACCUUGAUAGUAAAACAUGCGUCCAAGAAAUCACCUCCCAUCGCAAGAAGUUUGACGAAUCGAUAUACGAUGUGGCCUUCCACCCCUCUAAACCCUACAUCGCUAGCGGGGGAGCAGAUGCACUAGCCAAAGUGUUUGUCUGAUCGUUACUUUCCAGAGAACCCCAUUAAAUCGCAUGUUAACGUGUGAACGAGCCCCCUCCUCCAUGCAACUCGUAUGACAGCUUUUAUGGCAAAGUGAAUGUGUAUCUCGCAGAGCGAGCAGCUUUCUAUGAUAUGAAGGUUUUGGCUAUGGUUUAUAGCGCUUUUCAUACGAAGAGAGGAACAAAAUACUGUGUGCUCUCCUUGCAGUCGGAGUCAAGUUGGUUUUAGUGAUGACUGUCAUUGUGAAAUAACAUCAUUAGUUGCCGAGGAUCAUAUGGCUAAUGGAAACAAACUCUUAUUGUUGUCUCAAUAGGAUAUGUGUAUUUUCUUCUCCCCACCUUUUUAUCAUACAUCAUCAGUGUGGCUAUUCCUGAAAAUGUCCACAUUGAAAAUCUAUUGGUGUAUUUAAAAAGUAGAAUGGCUAUGGUGUAGAUAAACGGUUUAUUUAGGUUAGUAAAUUAUUGUUUCUUUUCAUAUUUUUUCUUACCAUGAGCCAAACUUUUUUUCUGCAUAUAAGUUGUGAAGAACCCUUGCGCUUGUUAUAUUUUCAUGCUAUUCAAUGCUAUUCAUGAAAGUCUUUUGCUCAUCUGUAUAUGAAUACUUGAAUAAUUGUGUGUAUGAAGUGUGUACUGUAGCUGUUCUGCCCACAGGUGGCCGUAUGUAAGUCAAGCAUGAAUUUACAGAGUUAGCAAGAGGCGAGGGAGUUGUGAAUGUGAAUCGAGAUGCGUCUCGGAUGUUAAGUUCACAGAAUUUGACAAGAAUGAAAUGAGUAUAUUUUUCUUUUUUUUAUGAGUUUGCUGCUCGUAGACGUUAAUUCUCAUGGACUGGCCAUGAUAGGUGGCUUCUGAAAUGUGUACAUUACUCUUCGAUUGUAAUUUAUUCUCACUACGCUAUUCCAUAUGUAUAUGUACAGAUUGAAUUAUCAGGAGAAAUUAUACUCCUGUUGUGAGUGCGUCCUCAAUAUUCUUUUAAAAUCCGGAAUGUUUUGAAAUGUUGCCUAGCAUAUUCAUCCAGAUUAUCAAUUUUCGUGAAUCACCAUUGUAUUAUGUUGAAGAGUUUAAUAAUCAAGAGUGUUCUUGUCUCACUCUCUCAUUGUACCUGACUCUCUUAUAUGCUUCGUAUAAUGUCUUCGAUAGUGGAUGAAUGAGCGAGUGAAAUAUAUACAUGUAAAAGCAAUUAAGAUAUUUUGAUAGAUGUUGAAUUUUGAGUGGCAGGUUGGUAGGUUUUCUAUUGUGAAACGUGUAUUAGCUCACAUUUGGAACGUCUGUAUUCCUUUUUGUAUAAAAUGCCUGAUUUGAAGAAUAUGUUCAUCCAAAAUAUACCCAUACUUUUUACUCUUUAGUUAUCAGAGACAUGCUCCCAAGGUUUUUUUUAAGUUUCUUUUUUUUAUCAUAAUAUGUAUUUGAAUAUAUCUGUUAAGAUUUUUAUCAUAUUAUUUAUCUUCAUUUGUAUCCAUAGUUAGUCUUUGUGUUGUCAAUCUACCUUAUAACAUGUGUAUGCAUUUUUACUUGUAGUACUGUAAUCUCUGUGAUUUAAAGUUCAAAACAAUCUAUCUCUAAACCAUUAUCUAUAUUAAAGUUCUCCCAAAUAGAUUAUCACAAUGCUGAGGGCCAUGUAUUUGCAAUAUUAGAUGUAAAAAUAUCAUGCUUGAUGGUGCAAAAAUGAGAAAUAUCCAUGAAAACUAAAAUAGUGAAGCUUUGCUAUAUUUGAGUAUGAAUGACAAAUGAUGAUAAACAAUGAUGAAAAUUAUUAAAAUAAUUAUGAUUAUAAUCAAUAAUGAUAAUAAUUGUAUAAAUUAAUUGAGCGCAAAGACCGUCCAGGGACACUCAUGGCACUAGCCCAGUAACAUGUAACAUGUAUUCAAACUGCAUGUAAGAUGAAAGCCUAGCAAGAUGUAAACCAAUUUUGAGGAAAUAAUAGCAACUACCCAUCAGCUUGCAAUAUUUAUUCUGUUGAUCACUGCAUGCUUUUCUCCUUUAGGUGGUGAUUUUUAAACUGAUUUCUAAGAAAGCAUGAAUGCUUUAAGCAAGCAACCAGAGGACCGAUGGCUUGAGGUCCUCUCCAAGGGACCAGGUAAUGAGGAUAAAUGCCUUAUCAAAGGGCACUAGUUCAAUCUAACCCAGAUCACCGGAAUCCGAAACCCCUGCUCAACCGACUGAGAUAUUCCGCCUCCUUUUAUGUCUUGCUUAAUUUUUUUUCUAUAAUCUGUGUGCCAUGUCCUGAUAGGUCCACAUCACAAAGCUUCAGCAUGCACAGUUUAGACUGAGCACUAUUUUUUUCUACAUGGUCAUUGAUAUAUGCAAAUUUCAAUUAUUAUUGGAAAUGAGAAUAGCAUAGACAAUGUAUUCUAAUACACCUGUUUUAUGAACCUGGAUUAAUGUGGCUGGCUUCUGUUUUCUUUCACUUGUUUUGUGCUUAGUGUAGAUUAGAGGUAAGUGGGGAAAAUACAGACAGUACUCUUUGUAGAGGUCAAGGGUUAACUUGAUCCUUGUCCCUGACUUCAAUGCUCAAUUGCAAAUUCUAUUAGAAUGGAUAUUGCCUGCUAUAGGACAAUUCCAUACAGCAGAGAACAACAGGUUACUGUUAUAGUGUAAUAAUGAGUGAGAGAAUUGUGACUGGUAGUGUACAUCCAGUAUGUACUAACUUGCCCAGUGGUUUGCAUUUAUCAUAGCUUUAAUAAAGAAUAUGUGGAUCACCCAGCCUGUUUCAGCAUCGUGGUUAAUGUGCUCUAUUUUUAUAUUCAAAACUCAUAUUUAUCAUCAUUAACUUGUGUUUUGUUUGCUAGCAUAAAGUAGCAUGCAUGAAAUACUUUUUCACUUUAUUUGCUAGUUUCUCUUGCACUUUCUAUAUACCUUUAUAUGCAUUUCUUGCAUAUUUAUGUAUCAUUUUAAGUGACCAAGUGAUAUAUAAAUGAGAAUAUGGAAAAUACUUGUUCAUGCACUUUGUAAAGGCAGGCAUUUUUAAACUACCCCCGUGACUGGACUCGAGAAACGACUCAUUUUCAAUCCAGGAAUUAUAUAACAAUUCUUCUGUAUAUCUGAUUGACUCUGACAGAUUUGUAAAUUAAUGUGAAAAGAUACUGUGCAUAGUGUAUAAAUGUUCAUUUGUCUACACUGAAUUAUGACUAGCAAUGAAUUCUACUUGUAAAAUGAGACGCAAUUCAUGCUUGGACCGAUUCUAAGGCUCUGCAUAUCAAAGUUAUAGCGAGUUGAGCCUAUGUAGAACCUUUUGUCAGUCGUCCAUGUGUAGAAAAAGUAAAUGUGUAAUGGUUUUUUAAUAUUAAUUUAGUUCAUUUAGCCCUUUUCAGAUGAAAUACUAACACCCAAUUAGAAUUUUGUGAAGUAGUUUAAAUAUUUUUUACACCCACUCAUGGUGUUAGUGUAUGUAGUUGCCAAAGUAUUUUGUUGUCAAUCAAAAAUAAAGUAUAAAUAAUGGAUGAAAUUUGCAUGGUUAUUAUUCAGAUACAUCCAUGUUUGUAAAUCUUUCAUGUUCAUAUUGCAAUGUAUGUAAGGAUUUUAACAAAUAUUUCUACAGUCUAUGCUUCUUGAUCUGACACUGUUUCACAAAGAUGAAAGUGUGACUUAAAAUUGUACUUUAAAUCCCAGAUGUGUGCAGUAAGUAUAACUCAUGCUCAGGGGAUGCAUGCUAUUGCGUAAUGAUCAAUUAGAUUGCUGUAUACACUCUUCACACAUCUGGUGCUUUAAGUCACACGUCACUGUUUGUGAAACAGACCAACGUAUGAUAUACAGUUUAUGUCCACUGUGUAGAGUACAGAGGACUUCACCGUUGCAAUAUAAAAUACAUGGCUAUUCUUCACAUAAUGAUAAUAAAUCCAAAUCAAGUAUUUUAAUUUCUGAGUGCAAGACACAUGUAAAGUGGACAGUUGGGUAUCCAAGUUGCAAAAAACUAGUUUAGCCUAAUUUUCUUUAUUAAGGUUGUAAGUAGUUUUGAAUUGUGAAAUAUCUGAACAGAAAAUAAUAAAACCAAGGUCAAAAGGGAAUCUGUCCCCCAUAAAUUGCUAUUGGGUUAUACACAAACUGCAAUCUGGAAUAAACAGCCUUAGGAAGAAUACCCUCGUUCAAAAAGCAUUAUUUUGAUUUCUCCAGUAAGGUAAGUAAGGUAAUACAUGUGUGGCAGAUGUCCUUUGCAGUUCAUUAUCAAGAUUAUUUCAGAAGAAUAUAUGAAAUUUGGAAUAAUUCAAAAUUACUUUACACCAGGUAAGAUUUUUCUUCACUGCAAACUUCGCCUAAUCGAUAUGUGGGAAAAUGACUGAUCGCACGAAGGAGAAUGACAGGUAAAGUCAGUCAGUCUCUUUCUCAUGAUCAGUAAUUCUACACUAGCCUGGCGUAUAUCGGUUAGGCUACUGCAAACUGGGUGUAGGGGAAAAGUUUAUAAUUUAAGGGAGUGCGACAAGGCUAGAUGGAUCGUGGGCUAGUGCAAAAAGAAUUAUUCCUAAAUCGGGCCUAAAUUUUCAUAACUGAAUGAUGCCUUUGAUAUACACUAAGACAACAAUUGCAUAGAAGAUCAAACUGUCUUUGCAGGAACAGCUUUACGGAGGUACUUGACUUUGGUCACCUGGGGCCUGUAGCGAUUGAUCAUAGAACUGAUUUCUACGAAUGAUUACCUUUAUCAUUAUGUGUUAUCAAUCGUUAAAAUAACCUGAAUGAUCAAUUCAUAAACUUUUUUAGUUGCUGGACCCGAUUGGUCAACACUUUUGAAACCAGCCCGCUUUCCAUUUGGUAUGUCUAGUCUUUUCCAUAUGAUUCAGUAUCAAAUUACCUUUAAAAUCCGGCAUCUGAUGUGUGCUUACUAAUUUUGACCGAAUUGCUUUUGCAUUUGCUGUAGUUGGUAUGUUUUGAGAGAGGAAAAAAAAAGGUCUUUUGAAAUGCCCCAUUGGCUUGCAGUAUUUUGACAAGACUUCAUUUCCUUUCUUCAGAAAAUCAUGCUACACUGAAAUGCAAAUUUAUCUGUUAUAUUAACAGAUGAUGGAUUUAAAAGGAUAAACAUUUUAAAUUACCAUUUUUACUCCAUCUGUAAAGUAAGCCAAUAUUGAGGAAAUUUGCAAAAUUUGAAAUGAUUGAGACAUUUGUUAUUCUAUAUUUAAGAAAUUGGUAAAUUUGUAAUUUAUCAAUUGAUGCAUUACAGUAAAGGUAAAAAGUGCAAAUUCGUAUUGGAAAAGUGAUACUUUUUAAGUAUCCAAAACCUUGAAAUCAUAGUAACAUAGUAGAAUUGAUAUCAGUGAAGGAGAAAGUCAUUGAUUGUAUAUUACCCAGAGCAGAAUGUUAAUUCAUAAAUGCUAUUAUUUUCAGUGGGUUUAUUGGACAUAGUAUUCUGUUAAAAUAUUAUGCAAAAUCGGUGGGUAGCCCAUAUUUUAUUCACUCCCGAGUUUCUAUCAGUUUAGUGGUAUUGUCUUUGAGUUUGAAUGCAGUGUUUUUAAUUUUGAAAAAAAAGAACAGUGCUCAGCUAUACACUGUAGAUAUGAAUAAUACAAAAAGACAAAUUAUACUACUUAAUAAUUUUUGUUCUGAUUUUCUUUUUGUUUCAUUUUAUGAAUAUACAAUAAAUGAUACAGAAGAUGUGAAUUGUA